Paramisgurnus dabryanus is the source of this 3701-nucleotide messenger RNA. NCBI's taxonomy places the organism in Eukaryota, Metazoa, Chordata, Actinopteri, Cypriniformes, Cobitidae. The record is from RefSeq and is a predicted model, not a curated record.
UUCAUCAAGACGCACAAGACUCUGAACCGAAGGAAAUUUUGGCCUUCCCAUAGAAGCUCAUUAUUCGGAUAUGUGUAAUGAUUUAUUUCACAUCAUGACACCGUAUUGAUUGGAUAUUUAGAAAGAUUGAGUCAUAAAGUCGAUAGAUUUGUUUAUAGGCUGCUGCGUUGGCGUCAAACAUGAGCAAAAAUUCACGCUUUCAAAGAAGAGAAUCGCCGUAAACGGAAUGAUCGGUUCUCACGUGAAGUCACCCUGAUUGUUUGUUUUCAAAAGAAGAUCAAAACGUAUCGACCCCGAAAAAUAACAGCCGCCUUGAGUCCGAAGUGGAAAGAAACGCUGACAUUCACGAUAUCUGGAAAUACGGUGUCCUAAGCCAUGGGGGCCUUCUUGGACAAGCCGAAGACGGAAAAACACAAUGCUCACGGGGCGGGUAACGGUCUGCUUUACGGCCUGAGCAGCAUGCAGGGAUGGCGGGUUGAGAUGGAGGAUGCGCACACAGCUGUGGUGGGUCUUCCCCACAGCCUGGACGACUGGUCGUUCUUCGCCGUGUACGAUGGUCACGCCGGCUCCCGCGUGGCCAACUAUUGCUCCAAACACCUUUUGGAUCACAUCAUAACCAACAGUGAAGAUUUCCGUUCAGGCGCAGACUCCGUAGAGAGUGUUAAAAGCGGCAUUCGCUCUGGCUUCCUGAAGAUCGACGAGUAUAUGCGCAGUUUCGCCGACCUGCGCAACGGCUUGGACCGUAGCGGAUCCACCGCAGUCGGCGUGCUGGUGUCACCCGAGCACCUCUACUUCAUGAACUGCGGCGACUCCCGCGCCGUGCUCAGUCGUGCCGGGCAGGUCCGUUUCUUUACUCAAGAUCACAAGCCCUGUAACCCACGUGAAAAAGAGCGCAUUCAGAACGCGGGAGGUUCUGUAAUGAUCCAAAGGGUGAAUGGUUCUCUGGCUGUGUCGCGGGCUCUGGGGGACUAUGACUACAAGUGCGUGGAUGGGAAGGGUCCUACUGAACAGCUGGUAUCUCCAGAACCGGAUGUGUUUGAGAUCCCCCGCGUUUCAGAUGAGGAUGAGUUUGUGGUGCUCGCUUGCGAUGGCAUCUGGGAUGUGAUGAGCAACGAGGAGCUAUGUGAUUUUGUGCGGUCUCGAUUAGAGGUGUGCGAUGAUUUGGAGAAGGUCUGCAACUCUGUAGUGGACACUUGUUUACAUAAGGGAAGCCGUGACAACAUGAGUGUUGUUCUAGUUUGUUUCCCCAAUGCGCCAAAGGUAUCGGAUGAGGCUGUAAAGAGAGAGGCAGAGUUGGACAAGUCCCUGGAGGCUCGAGUGGAAGAAAUGAUGGAGAAGGCAGGGGAGGAUGGCGUCCCGGAUCUAAGCCACAUCAUGCACAACCUCCGUCCCGAGACCAUCCCCAACUUGCCACCAGGAGGGGGUCUUGCUAGCAAACGUAGUGUAAUUGAGGCGGUUUACAACAGGUUAAACCCACAUAGAGAAGAAGAUGGGAGCGGAGGUGACCUGGACGACCCCUGGUAGCCCGAGCAGCUGACGGCUUCUGUCUCCUCACGAGAAUGUCCUCGGUUCACACAAGAAAACCCCUUUGCUUACACUUUUUUUGGUUUUGAUUCUGAGAGAGGCAUAGGAAAUAUUAAACGAGUCUGGAAAACGUACUUGUUUUUUAAAGAUGAGAAACUUCAGAAAUGUUAUGAUUUUUUUUUAAACUGCAUUGUAUGGUUGAGAGGAAUUUAUUUCGAAUCCCCCACCCCCCCUCCUCCCUCCUGAAAUCGGUGUGUAAAUUUAAAGCAGUGACGAGACUGCUUGAGCAAUUUUUGCUGGAUGCUUAUUUGGAGACGUGAGCUCUGACCUCAUCUGGAGGUGGGUGGGGUCAGCGAGUACCAAGAGGGACCGGAAACGGGGCCUUUUGGACCUCUGUUGAAUGUGGAGAGCUUCUCUGUUGCCUUGUUUGUAUCUCAGACGGGACUCCCUUUUGACUCAUUCACACCACGCAUGUGCAUCUUUUUAGAGAUACUGUCCACCAAAUAUUAUCUCAGUUCCUGCUCACAGUUUUUGAUGCCCUCUAACCCUGCGACUAUCCAGCUGGACAGCAACCAUUAAACAGCCCUCUCAUGCACCUUGUUUUGCUGUGUCAUAACUGCUGCUGGCCACAAAAAUUUAAUGUAUCUGUUGUGGAUUUUUUGGGGGGUGGGUGGGGGAAUUGUUUUAGUGUCAUUUUUGGUGCUUGCUGUUAAACAAAAAAAUUAAAAUUAAAAAAAAAAAUUCAAGAACAAUGAUCUGGUGGCAGAUCAUGGCAAACUCACCCUGGAUGGAGAGGACUUUUUAAUAGAGGUACCGCAUACGGAGGGACUUUUGCAGUGACUUCAUGGUCACCCAAGAGACAGUCAUUCUGUAUUAAAUAGUAAAACCAUACUAAAUCCCGUAUUUACCUCUGUUCUCCUCCAACCCACAUCUUCAUUCUCCCAUCAGCUUGCCUUCUGGUUUGUGUUCUCUAACAAAAUUUUACAAUUUAAGAUGGUUUCCCCCUUUAUCACCUUGACUCAGAGUUAUUUUUUGUUUUUUUACAGAUUGUAUGACAUAAUUGGUAUUGUUUGAAUGCACUCACAUUUGGUUAAUGGUAAACAAAAAUACUAAAAUCUUUAUAAAAGAGAAACUAUGAGAAGGUAAGUAGAGUAUUUCUAAAGUGAAACUGCAGAAAUAUGUAUGUGUAUAUAGCUAUAUAUAUUUUUUCUCCUUUUAACAAUGGAGUGAAAGCGUGGGCGCUCUCUCCUCGGACUGGAUGAUAGGUACUUGAAUAUUCAUUGAGUGUUUCUAAUCUUUCUUUUUUAUCAUUAAUCUAGGAUUGGUUUUUGUUUUUGAACUGUGCCUGUAAAAGGUGGUCCAUUGCUGCAGGGGUGUGCUUACAGGACAGUUGGCUAUGGAUGAAUGUACCCCUUAUUCACACUGAUACAUAUACUUUAACACACUCAUUUGUACAUGGUCGUGCAUAACACACUUUCAUAUGUGCAUUUAUCAUUUGAUUAUCUUCAUGGUAUGCAUUUAAUCCACAGAUGGGUCGUUUUUUUACUCAUCUGUGCAUAUCUUUUACACAGACAUGUGCUCUGGAGGCCUUCUAAAAAGUUUUCUUCCCUCCCUUUAUUGUUUCAAUUCAUUGACUUCACCUGCUCUGGUGUGUAGCUUUAAAAUGAGUGUUUAUUGAAUUUUAUGAGAUGAUUGUUUAUGUAUAUAUAUUUUUGCAGUUUUCCCCCUCUGGUACACAAAAUCGUAGCUAUGAGCUUGAAAGCUUCAUUUUAAGAUUUAAGAAUGGAGUAAAUUUAAAGAUGGAUUUCCAGUUAAGAUGGUAGAGGUCAAUUUUUUCGCAGUGUGUAUCAACAAUUAUUAAUGAAAAGAAUAAUCGAGACAGAGUAUUUUAUUUAUUCCAAGUUUUUGGCUUAAAUGUUGAGAGAGCGAGAGAUGCUUCUUUGUAAGAGGGGGAAACUACUGCCCCAAGUGUUUUUUGUUUUGUUUUUUGUUUUUUUGGAGAAUGUGACAAGUUCUCUUGCGCUUGCGUACUUCCUCUUUCUCUCUGAUUCUCUCUAACCAUCCAAUGAGCCUGUGUAAUGAACGUCCCCAGUAUGAUGUUGUGAUGUUUCAGUAGCAAACAGUGAAUAUGAUCUGUUCUCCUCAAUAAAGGAUUGCUAAAGUUUGAUGUAACACAA